CGCCCACCAUAUACAAAUUCUUCCUGUUAUGAAACCGAAGCCAGUCGGCGGACAGUGAACUUGAAACUCAUUGGGAAAUGUCUGGGCAGGCCAACCGUUUGAUGGAUCUGUCCGAGUGGGAGAACCGCUGGCAGGAGGGAAGAACCGGUUUCCACAGAUCUGAUGUGCACAAUUUGCUGAAAGACAACGUGGACAAACUCAUAUGUGGACGAAAGGAUGUUCGGUUGUUCUUCCCGCUUUGUGGAAAGGCUGUAGAUAUGAAAUGGCUGGCUGAUAUGGGUCACACGGUUGUUGGAGUUGAAAUUUCUGAAAAAGGAAUUAAAGAGUUUUUUCAAGAGCAAAACCUGGCGUAUAAUGAAGAAGCAGUGGCAGAUAUUCCUGGAGCAAAGCUUUUCAAGAGCACAGAUGGAAAGAUCUCCAUCUAUCAGUGUGAUUUAUACAAGUUCUCCAGUGCUGUUGCAGGACACUUUGGAGGAAUCUGGGAUCGAGGAGCACUGGUGGCUAUAAACCCACGUGACCGGCAAAAGUAUGCGAGUCUGCUAGUGUCUUUAAUGAGCAGCGACUGCAGAUAUCUGCUGGACACGCUGGAAUAUAAUCCUGAGCUUUAUGAAGGUCCACCAUUCUUUGUGUCAGAGGUCGACAUUAAAACUGUAUUCGGAGGAAGCUGUAAUAUUGACCUUCUGCAGAGUGUGGGUGGCUUGGAGGAGAAGCACAGAUCAUGGGGACUGGAUUCACUCACAGAGAAACUUUACCUGCUCACUACUAAAACUCAAUAAUCAUCACCAGACCAGCGUUACAAACUCAUCACUUGUCAAAAGCAAAAAAUGCAUAAGGGACACACAAAUAAGAUCAUUUUUGCAAUGCAUUUUUUUUAUUUCAAUCUUAAUAUUUGAACAUGAUUGUAAAAUAAUUGAUUAAAUUCUUAUAUUUUGA
Molecule: messenger RNA, 933 nt
Organism: Danio aesculapii
Lineage: Eukaryota; Metazoa; Chordata; Actinopteri; Cypriniformes; Danionidae
Gene: tpmt.1
Product: thiopurine S-methyltransferase, tandem duplicate 1
Exons: 9
Coding region: 78-776 (232 amino acids)
Molecular function (GO): thiopurine S-methyltransferase activity
Source: RefSeq, a predicted model, not a curated record